GAUAAAGCUCAAACCUCGAACGUCCUUAUUCAAUUCGAUAAUCGUUACAUGAACAGAAUGUCCGCCACAAGGUACCGUCGAUUCUUGAAGUUGUGUGAAGAGUGGCCCCGGGAUGAGACCAAGAAAGGCCGCGAUUUGGGGACGUUUCUUCGGCAGAGAGUAGCCGCCGCCUUCCGCGAGGGUGAAAACACACAGAUCUCAGAUCCAGAGAAAUGUGACCAGAUGUAUGAAAGUUUGGCCCACAUUAAUGGCAACGUAUACAGACAGCGAUUUCCUCGCGUAAGAGACACAAGCUUUACUGGGGUUACGGUGGAAGAGUGUAAAGUUCUUUUGUCAGGGAGUAUGCAACACACGGACGAGGAUAAAAAGGGUCUGUGGAAGACGUUAAUGGAGAGAUUCUCCCCCAAAUCACCAGAGGAUGUUCCAGAGAAAGCUCCGGAAAAAUAACUUUUUUUGUUUCUCAUUGCAUGUAUAAAAAUAAAGCUUAUUGUUAGUA
Toxotes jaculatrix (banded archerfish) is the source of this 496-nucleotide messenger RNA. RefSeq names its product ubiquinol-cytochrome-c reductase complex assembly factor 2. Gene Ontology annotation, cellular component: mitochondrial matrix. Bases 49 to 447 code for a protein of 132 amino acids. Gene Ontology annotation, biological process: mitochondrial respiratory chain complex III assembly. The transcript has 4 exons. Lineage: Eukaryota; Metazoa; Chordata; Actinopteri; Toxotidae. The record is from RefSeq and is a predicted model, not a curated record.